AUGGCCUGGCGGGGCGCAGGGCUGCGCGUCCUGGGGGGCCCCGGGGGCGUCGGGCUCAGUCCGCAGCGGCUGCUGCUGCUGCUGCUGCUCGUGGGGCCGGCGCGGGGCUUCGGGGACGAGGAGGAGAGGCGCUGCGACCCCAUCCGCAUCUCCAUGUGCCAGAACCUGGGCUACAACGUGACCAAGAUGCCCAACCUGGUGGGGCACGAGCUGCAGACGGACGCCGAGCUGCAGCUGACCACCUUCACGCCGCUCAUCCAGUACGGCUGCUCCAGCCAGCUGCAGUUCUUCCUUUGUUCCGUUUAUGUGCCCAUGUGCACGGAGAAGGUCAACAUCCCCAUUGGGCCCUGCGGCGGGAUGUGCCUUUCGGUCAAGAGACGCUGCGAGCCUGUGCUGAAGGAGUUUGGCUUUGCCUGGCCGGAGAGCCUAAACUGCAGCAAAUUCCCGCCCCAGAACGACCACAACCACAUGUGCAUGGAAGGGCCAGGUGAUGAGGAAGUGCCCUUGCCUCACAAAACCCCCAUUCAGCCCGGGGAAGAGUGCCACUCCGUGGGAACCAACUCGGAUCAGUACAUCUGGGUGAAAAGGAGCCUGAACUGCGUUCUCAAGUGUGGCUAUGACGCCGGCUUGUACAGCCGCUCAGCCAAGGAGUUCACCGACGUCUGGAUGGCCGUGUGGGCCAGCCUGUGCUUCAUCUCCACCGCCUUCACUGUGCUCACUUUCCUGAUCGAUUCUUCCAGGUUUUCCUACCCGGAGCGCCCCAUCAUCUUUCUCAGUAUGUGCUAUAAUAUUUAUAGCAUUGCUUAUAUUGUCAGGCUGACUGUAGGCCGGGAAAGGAUAUCCUGCGAUUUUGAAGAGGCAGCAGAACCUGUUCUCAUUCAAGAAGGCCUUAAGAACACAGGAUGUGCAAUCAUUUUCUUGCUGAUGUACUUUUUUGGAAUGGCCAGUUCCAUCUGGUGGGUUAUUCUGACGCUCACUUGGUUUUUGGCAGCGGGACUCAAAUGGGGUCAUGAAGCCAUCGAAAUGCAUAGCUCUUAUUUCCACAUUGCAGCCUGGGCCAUCCCCGCGGUGAAAACCAUUGUCAUCUUGAUUAUGAGACUGGUGGACGCGGAUGAGCUGACUGGCCUGUGCUAUGUGGGGAACCAGAACCUGGAUGCGCUCACGGGCUUUGUGGUGGCCCCGCUGUUCACCUACCUGGUGAUUGGGACUUUGUUCAUUGCUGCGGGGUUGGUGGCCUUGUUCAAAAUUCGGUCAAAUCUCCAAAAGGAUGGGACGAAGACAGACAAGCUGGAAAGGCUGAUGGUGAAGAUCGGGGUCUUCUCGGUCCUGUACACCGUGCCUGCAACCUGCGUGAUUGCCUGUUAUUUCUAUGAAAUCUCCAACUGGGCGCUCUUCCGGUAUUCUGCAGAUGACUCCAACAUGGCGGUGGAAAUGUUGAAAAUCUUUAUGUCUUUGCUGGUGGGCAUCACUUCGGGCAUGUGGAUUUGGUCUGCCAAAACUCUACACACGUGGCAGAAGUGUUCCAACAGAUUGGUGAAUUCUGGGAAGGUAAAGAGAGAGAAAAGAGGGAAUGGUUGGGUGAAGCCUGGGAGAGGCAAUGAGACUGUGGUAUAA
Rangifer tarandus platyrhynchus (Svalbard reindeer) is the source of this 1614-nucleotide messenger RNA. The record is from the annotation of a GenBank genome assembly. NCBI's taxonomy places the organism in Eukaryota, Metazoa, Chordata, Mammalia, Artiodactyla, Cervidae.